AGUCUCCGUACCAGAGGUUAAGUCGCAGGAUGCUGGACAUCUCGGGGGACCGGGGCGUGCUGAAGGACGUCAUCCGGGAGGGGGCCGGCGAGCUGGUGACCCCCGACGCCUCCGUGCUGGUGAAGUAUUCGGGAUACCUGGAGCACAUGGACAAGCCGUUUGACUCUAACUGCUUCAGGAGAACGCCCCGGCUCAUGAAACUCGGAGAGGAUAUUACCCUUUGGGGCAUGGAGUUGGGCCUCCUGAGCAUGCGGAAGGGAGAGCUGGCCAGGUUUCUGUUCACACCGACGUACGCCUAUGGAACGCUGGGCUGCCCUCCCUUGAUCCCCCCAAAUACCACUGUCCUGUUUGAGAUCGAGCUGCUUGACUUCCUGGACUCUGCUGAGUCAGACAAGUUUUGUGCCCUCUCAGCUGAGCAACAAGAUCAGUUUCCACUUGAGAAGGUCCUAAAAGUGGCAGCUACCGAAAGGGAGUUUGGCAACUACCUUUUCCGCCAGGGUCGUUUCUAUGAUGCCAAAGUGAGAUAUAAGCGGGCAUUAUUGCUUCUCCGUCGGCGAUCAGCACCCACUGAAGAGCAGCACCAGGUGACAUCUGCCAAGCUUCUCGUUCUCCUUAACCUGUCCUUUACAUACCUGAAGCUGGAGCGCCCCAUCGCAGCGCUGCGCUAUGGCGAGCAGGCUCUGCUCAUUGACCAGAAGAACGCCAAGGCGCUCUUCCGGUGUGGACAGGCCUGUAUUGUCAUGACUGAGUAUCAGAAGGCCCGGGAUUUUCUGGUCCGAGCCCAGAAGGAACAACCCUUCAAUCAUGACAUCAAUAAUGAGCUGAAGAAACUGGCCAGCUGCUACAGGGACUACAUGGAUAAAGAGAAGGAAAUGUGUCACCGAAUGUUUGCUCCUUAUGACAGUGACUCUGUAGGGGAAGAAAACUGAAGAAGACAAUCCAGAUAUUGAGGGUGGAGGCAGCCCACGACUUCAACUCUGCUAAUACGAGCAUCAGAGAGCUGGAAGUGUUGGACCUGAGGAGCAGAAGGGAACUUCCUGCUCGGGCAUAACCCUGGGAAUUUAGCAGGCACAGGGUUAAGGUUUCCCCAUGAGCGCAUGAGCUAACCCUCUCGUCUGGUUUACUGUUACUUAAGAAAAUUAAUGGAAACAAAAUCACCUGCCUUAAACACCUGCUUAGCUGGGUAGAUAACUCUGCUCUCAUGAGAGAAGUUAAACAAGGGACAACAAGAAAACAGCUGCUGAACGGGCUCAUGGUGAUAAAUCUCUCCUUUGUUGCCACCAACAUCUCUCUACAAAAGGGGCUUGAGAGAAGAAGGCGGUGAAAGGCCCAUUCAUCCCGGCAGUGCUCACACGACCGCUGCAAACUGCUGCUCUCUGCCUGUCAGAAACGGCUGCCCCCAACCCCGCGGCCCAGGCCUCCAGGUCUCCUGGGGACCUGGGCAUCUAUGCAGGUCCUCUGACUAGACGUGAGCCAGAGGCCUUCUCUCUUUGGCUGCUGUUUGUGGCCAUGGAAAUGGAGGCCUGGUGGCUUGUGCCAGACACUUGGGGCUGUUACCUGGCCCGUCCCGCUGUUGAGUGGAGACCCGGCUCUUCCGGCGUCUGCCCUGGAGACAGGUUGUGUCACCCAGCGGGGCAGCGGUCUCCUUCGCUGCCUUCGCCUUCUAGCUUCCUCGGUCUGUGAUGUGUUCUGGAGCCUGAUGAUUUUAAGAUGGUUUCCCUGUACUCCCAGGUCCUGCAUGUUCAUCUUCUCACCAGCAGCGACUGUAUUUGGGUCUAGAGUGACCAUGAUGGUGCUGUCCCCACUGCUGUACAGGGUUUUUUGUUGCUGUUUUUUUAGAUUUAUUUUUAUUUAUUUGUGCAUACAAGAGCUGGGGUACAGGCCAGAGAUGCGAGGGUGAAAGGAUUAACCAGAGACAGAGUGGGGAGCAGAACAGGUGGAUCUACUGAAAUACACUGCUGAGGGGAGCAGCGGGUGAGACAGGAGAGGUCUGCUGCACCAUGUGUGUCUGCUCCCUGGCCGGGGAUCGAACUCAUGCUGCAGUGGCUGGUGACAGGUUCAUAGUGCUGAGACUUUAACCUCUGCGCCACCAGGGAGUCCCCCUGUAUGGUUAUAACGUAGCUUGGCUAGGGUGUCACAGGUGUUCUCUGUUCCCUCUUUUUCUGUUGUACUUGUGCCUAGUUGGGCACCUAAAAUCUCAGGUUUUCAGAUUCUUUUGACAACCUCGUUUCAACUAAGACCAUUUAAAAUUUGACCUUGUCUUCUGUGGAUGGUCUAACAUGUCAGCACUCCUGGUGGAUGCGUGUUGUCGUAGUCUGUUCUCUAAGGCGCUGGUGAUAGUAAAUUGAAGAUUUUGAGAUUGAA
Talpa occidentalis (Iberian mole) is the source of this 2364-nucleotide messenger RNA. It is a transcript of the gene FKBP6, whose product is annotated as FKBP prolyl isomerase family member 6 (inactive). The transcript has 8 exons. Gene Ontology annotation, molecular function: peptidyl-prolyl cis-trans isomerase activity; protein binding. NCBI's taxonomy places the organism in Eukaryota, Metazoa, Chordata, Mammalia, Eulipotyphla, Talpidae. The record is from RefSeq and is a predicted model, not a curated record. The coding region runs from base 30 to 929 and encodes 299 amino acids.